Messenger RNA from Ostertagia ostertagi, 660 nucleotides. Lineage: Eukaryota; Metazoa; Nematoda; Chromadorea; Rhabditida; Trichostrongylidae. The record is from the annotation of a GenBank genome assembly.
AUGGCCAGCACAUACACCGUUUCUAAUUAUAUUCUCGACCGGCUGAAACAGCUGGGCAUCGAACACUUUUUUGCUGUACCCGGCGACUAUGCCUCCAUCUUCCUGAAUACGCUGGAUAAUGACCCGGCCAUUACCCGUAUCCCCAAUAUUAAUGAGCUGGGUGUUGGUUAUGCAACAGACGGCUACGGCCGGUUUAAAGGCGCGGCUGCCUGCAGUGUACAAUACGGCGUAGGUACGUUCAGUAUCCUUAACUGUUUUGCGGGCGGACUGGUGGAGCGGGUGCCGAUGGUAUUGAUCGGGCCUACGCUGAGCACUAACUCCAUUAAGCUUGCUCAUACCGAAGGCAUCUUAUUUCACCACGCGACCAACGAUCUCCAGGCCGAUACCGAAGCCAUGAAAGUAGCAACUGUGGCCUGUGUAGAAGUAUCGGACGCAGCACUGGCUCCGGAGCAGAUAGACUUUGCACUGACGGCCAUGCUCACGCAUAGCAAGCCCGUUUACAUUGAAGUGCUGCAAAACAUAUUUGGCGUGGAAUGCGCUCAGCCGGUAGGCACCCUCGCAGCGGUGCCGCUGAUCAGUGAGCCACCCAACCUUGAAGCCGCAUUAGAAGAAGCCUGGACAAAGAUCAACACGGCGACACUGCCUGUGCUUUGGGCCGGG